This is a messenger RNA of Pistacia vera, 699 nucleotides long. RefSeq lists its product as uncharacterized. The record is from RefSeq and is a predicted model, not a curated record. The transcript has 2 exons. The coding region runs from base 1 to 699 and encodes 232 amino acids. Lineage: Eukaryota; Viridiplantae; Streptophyta; Magnoliopsida; Sapindales; Anacardiaceae.
AUGAUGAGACAUGUUUGGAAUCUUAAUCAAUUACGUAAUGGCUUCGAAUGGGUUGAAUGGAUCAAAGCAACCUACUUGGCAAGGAAGAGCUUUUGGGAGAUUCAUAUACCUUCAGAUGCUUCUUGGGCUUGGAGAAGCAUUUUGAAGCUUAGAACGGAAGCUAGAGAGCACAUCAAAGCCAUCAUCGGAAAUGGUCAAGCAACUUAUGUUUGGCAUGAUAAUUGGCACCCAAGAGGCCCUCUCAAGGAUAGAUAUAGCAGCCACAUUGUGUAUGAUUCGGGGCUACAUCAUCUUGAUUCGGGGCUACAUCAUCUUGCUAAGGUGUGUGAGAUUUGGGAUGGGACAAGGAGGAGAUGGCCAACGGCUAAUUCUUGGGCUUUGAUGGACAUGAAGGAUUCUAUCGACUUUGAUCCAAAGGAGGGCGAGGGCGAAGGCGAGGACGUGGUUGUUUGGAAGCCUAAUACAUUCGAUAAGUUCUCUAUAAAAUUGGCUUGGGAGGUUACUCGUAUGCACCAACACCGAGUGGAGUGGCAUCACCUUGUAUGGUUCCCAAAAGCUAUUCCACAACACUCCAUGAUCACGUGGAUGUCAUGUAAGGAUCGGCUUCAGACCAGGGAUAAACUAAUGAGGUAUGGAAUAGCUUCUAGCAAUGUUUUGUAUUUUGAUACUUUUGAACCUAACCCAGAACAUGUCCUAUGA